Molecule: messenger RNA, 1714 nt
Organism: Beta vulgaris subsp. vulgaris (sugar beet)
Lineage: Eukaryota; Viridiplantae; Streptophyta; Magnoliopsida; Caryophyllales; Amaranthaceae
Product: glucan endo-1,3-beta-glucosidase 13
Exons: 4
Coding region: 108-1499 (463 amino acids)
Biological process (GO): carbohydrate metabolic process
Cellular component (GO): plasma membrane
Molecular function (GO): hydrolase activity, hydrolyzing O-glycosyl compounds
Source: RefSeq, a predicted model, not a curated record
ACCACAUACACCCACUUUCUUUCCUAACUCUUUCUCUCUAUAAAACUAACAUCUUCUCCACUUCUUCCUAUUCAUUUUCUCAAUCACUCUUACCUAACAACAUUAAAAUGUCUCCCUCCAUUCUUCCCACCCUCUUAUCCUUCCUCCUCCUCUCGGCUUCCGCUCUUGCUGCUGAUACAGGAAAGAUCGGAAUAAACUACGGACGAAUAGCGAAUGAUCUUCCGACACCAGUCAAGGUGGUACAACUCCUAAAAACACAAGGCGUAUCACGUAUAAAGCUCUACGACACUGAUUCUGACGUACUAAAAGCUUUCUCAAACUCAGGAAUUUCACUCACAGUUGCUCUUCCUAAUGAAAAUCUCACAGCAGCAGCUGCAAGUCAAUCCUUUACUGACACAUGGGUUCAAACCAAUAUAGUACCAUUUCAUCCGGGUUCAAAUCUUGUUGCAAUCGCAGUAGGAAACGAAGCGAAUGUCGACCCAAAUAUAACCUCUUACGUUACACCAGCCAUGUCUAAUGUACAUGCUAGUCUACAGAAAUAUUCUUUAGAUGAUAAAAUUAAGAUUUCAUCACCAAUUUCAUUUUCUGCACUACAAAAUUCAUACCCAUCUUCAUCUGGGUCGUUUAAACAGGAACUUUUAGAACCUUUUAUUAAGCCUAUGCUUGAAUUUUUGAAGAAAACUUCUUCUUAUAUGAUGGUUAAUGCUUACCCAUUUUUUGCUUAUUCGAGUAAUUCAGAUGAAAUUUCAUUGGAUUAUGCUUUGUUUAAGCCUAAUGCUGGUGUUGUGGAUUCUGGUAAUGGACUUAAGUAUGAGAGCUUGUUUGAAGCUCAGUUAGAUGCUGUUUAUGCUGCUAUGGAUGCACUUAAAUUCAACGACCUCAAAAUUGUUGUCACUGAAACAGGUUGGCCAUCUCAAGGAGAUGAAAAUGAAGUUGGUGCAAGUGGCCCAAAUGCGGCGGCCUACAACGGUAACUUAGCCAAAAGAGUAUUGACUGGUGGUGGGACACCCUUGAGGCCCAAUGACCCACUAGAUGUUUAUUUAUUUGCUCUAUUCAAUGAGAAUCAAAAGCCCGGCCCAACAAGUGAGAGAAACUAUGGGCUAUUUUACCCAAAUGAACAAAAAGUCUAUAAUGUCCCUCUUACGGCGGCCCAAAUUGGAGAUGCGGCGGUGGCUCCCGCGUCGGCCAACAACGGUAGCAAGGUGGUGGUCCCACCGACAGGUCAAACUUGGUGUGUGGCUAAUGAGCAGGCUGGGGAAGAGAAGUUGCAAGAUGGGCUUAAUUGGGCUUGUGGUGAGGGAAAAGCGGAUUGUCGGCCCAUCCAGCCUGGUGCCACGUGUUACAAUCCUGGUACACUUGUCGCACAUGCUUCGUAUGCUUUCAAUAGUUAUUAUCAAAUGAAGGCACGUUCGACUGGUACGUGUGAUUUUGGUGGAGCUGCUCAUGUUGUCACCCAAUCUCCGCAAUUUGGAAGUUGCAAGUUUCCUACAGGCUAUUGAUUAGAAGAAAAUGAUGGUGGCAAUUUAAUCAUAGAGUAGUUUUAGUUGUUCUACACUACUAAAUGAGCUGUUAAGUCGUUGGGUUUAGAGGAUAUAGGUUCAUAGUAUAUUCUUUUACAUAUAUGUUCCUCAUUUUUCCUAGACCGAUUAUUUUAGAUAUUAUUUAUUAGUUAUUACUAUUAUAAAUGCAGUAUAUAAUGAUGGAUUUCUUGGUA